UCCUUCAGUCACUUCGGCAGUGUUGUCUGUGGUUAUUGUUUUGUAUUUCAAGUCGUGUGAUAGUGUCGGCUGAUAAAAUGUCGAACAAGAAAAAUAAAGAAAUAGAAAUCCACGACAGUGAAAGUGAAGAAGAACAGGAAUCUGGCAGUGAAAGAGAUUCGGACUUUGAUUCCGAUGGAAACUACGUCGGGGAUAAGGAGUUACAAGCUGACUUCGAAGGUCGUAAUCCUGAGGAUUGUGACUUCCAUGGCAUUAAACAACUGCUGCGGCAACUGUUCCUCAAAUCCAACGUCGAAUUAGGAGGACUGGCACAAAUCAUUAUUUCUCAAAACUAUGUAGGCAGUGUUGUGAAGCAGUGCCUGGAUGAUGGACAGGAUGAUGAUGAUGAAGACGAUGGCAGUGAUGGAGUAUUUGGUAUUACAACUGUUAUAAACAUUACUAAGAGAAAAGAAGAGCCAUGUAUACAACAGAUUCGCACCCUACUGACCACAUUAGCUGAUGAUAAUGCCGAUGACAGAACUAAGGCACUAGUCAAGAAGAUAUUGUCAAACGAUGCGGAGCAUGUCGGACUUGUUAUCAAUGAAAGGAUCCUAAACAUUCCGGCAGCUAUCAGCGUGCCUCUAUUCACAUCCCUGCAAGGCGAGCUGGACAAAGUUGUCAAGAAGAACAUGCCCUACACAUUCCAGUACCUCAUAUGGAUCUGCAAAACUUACAACACAGGAGAGGAGUCAUCGGAAGUAUUAUUCGCAAACCAGGAGGAAAAGCCGAUAGCUGACGAGGCGCUGGCGAGCUUCGAUGUAGACGUAACCGAGCAAGCUGACCUCUCGCAGUGGGACUACGAUGGUGGCGCGCUCACGCCUUGCAGAAAGGUCCUAAUAUUUGAUGGCAGUAAAUUCAGUCACCUAGUGAGACUUAUCAAAGAGGAAGUGGAGUCCGCCUGAACUUGCUUAUCACACGCUGUGACUAUAUAUUUAUGCCAUACAAUGCGCUGUAUACAUAUUUAUAUUUUUAUUAUUACAUACAUAUUAAACAUAAGCUUUACCUAA
Messenger RNA from Trichoplusia ni (cabbage looper), 1046 nucleotides. RefSeq names its product protein BCCIP homolog. Gene Ontology annotation, cellular component: nucleus. The record is from RefSeq and is a predicted model, not a curated record. The transcript is spliced from 7 exons. Lineage: Eukaryota; Metazoa; Arthropoda; Insecta; Lepidoptera; Noctuidae. Bases 78 to 941 code for a protein of 287 amino acids.